Messenger RNA from Populus euphratica (Euphrates poplar), 3567 nucleotides. RefSeq lists its product as uncharacterized. Gene Ontology annotation, molecular function: transmembrane transporter activity. The coding region runs from base 245 to 3370 and encodes 1041 amino acids. Gene Ontology annotation, biological process: transmembrane transport. Gene Ontology annotation, cellular component: membrane. The transcript has 6 exons. NCBI's taxonomy places the organism in Eukaryota, Viridiplantae, Streptophyta, Magnoliopsida, Malpighiales, Salicaceae. The record is from RefSeq and is a predicted model, not a curated record.
AUCGCACCUACAGCUAGCAACAACCAAGUUGCUCAACAUCACAGAAGCUCUUUUCCACAACAGUGACUUCAUGGGAAGUUUGCUGUUACAUGUCCGAAAAUCCCAGCUGUUGUCUGGUCAAUCAUAGGGCUACAUGUUCAUGUCCCUUUUUUUCUCAUAGUACUUGCUAAAAAGGGAAAUAGACAUCGGAUGGUCUAUUUUUGGAAAUAAAAUAGAGGAUCUUGCUUUGAUAAAGACUUCCAAAAUGAAACAAGAGACACUAACAUUGGUACUGGUGAAUUUUGCGGGGAUUAUGCAGAGAGCUGAUGAGUCUUUGUUGCCAGGAGUGUAUAAAGAAGUUGGUGCAGCUCUACAUACAGACCCAACUGGGCUGGGUUCACUCACUUUGUUUAGAUCAGUAGUUCAGUCUUCUUGCUACCCAUUAGCAGCUUACCUUGCUGUGCAUCAUAAUCGUGCCCAUGUCAUUGCUCUUGGUGCUUUUCUUUGGGCUGCUGCCACCUUCCUUGUUGCCAUAUCCUCUACAUUUUUACAGGUGGCAAUUUCAAGAGGUCUAAAUGGGAUCGGACUUGCCAUAGUCAUACCUGCCAUUCAGUCUCUUGUUGCCGAUUCGACCGAUGAAAGCAAUCGCGGUAUGGCAUUUGGAUGGCUCCAGCUAACAGGAAACCUUGGCUCCAUCAUUGGAAAUCUCUGUUCGGUACUACUAGCCACAACAUCGUUCAUGGGGAUAGCUGGUUGGAGAGUUUCUUUCCAUUUGGUUGGAAUAAUAAGUGUAAUAGUUGGUGUUUUGGUCUAUCUCUUUGCCAAGGAUCCACACUUCUCCGAUGCUGAUGGUAGAGCUAAAGAUAAAACUCCUCAGACUUUUAUUUCAGAGUUCAAGGACCUGAUCAAAGAUGCGAAGUCAGUUGUAAAAAUACCAACCUUCCAAAUACUUGUUGCUCAAGGUGUCUCUGGAACAUUUCCUUGGUCAGGUUUAUCUUUCGCUCCGAUGUGGUUAGAGCUUAUUGGAUUCUCUCAUAAACAAACAGCAUCCCUCCUGAACAUUUUUGUAAUCGGUGGUUCAUUCGGUAGCCUGUUUGGAGGAAGAAUGGGGGAUAUCCUUGCUAAACGGUUGCCUAAUUCUGGGAGAAUAAUGCUAUCACAGAUAAGUGCUGGUUCAAGCAUUCCUUUAGCAGGGAUUUUGCUUCUGGUGUUGCCAUAUGAUCCAUCAACAGCAUUCAUGCAUGGUCUGGUCUUUUUCACCAUGGGACUCUGCACAUCCUGGAAUGCUCCAGCUACAAACAAUCCAAUAUUUGCAGAGAUAGUGCCAGAGAGAUCUCGAACAACAAUCUAUGCUUUGGAUAAUUCAUUUGAGUCCGUACUGUCUUCUUUUGCUCCCCCAAUAGUUGGCAUUUUGGCUCAGCGCUUAUAUGGCUACAAAGUUCCCAAAACAUCAUCGGAUUCUGUCAAAGUUGAAACAGAUAGAGAAAAUGCUGUAUCACUUGCCAAGGCACUCUUCAUGUCAUUUGUCGUUCCAAUGUCAAUAUGUGUUUUCAUCUACUCCUUCCUCUACUGGUCGUAUCCAAGAGACCGGGAGCGGGCAAAGAUGAAUGCGCUGAUAGAAUCAGAAAUGCAACAAGUAGAGGCACAGGAUUCUACUUUCGGAGAAGAAUACUCUCAGCUACAUCUUUCAGAAUCAAAAGGGCUUGAUGGAAAGGAAACAGCAGAAACUGAUGUAGAAUAUGGAAAAAUCGAUCGGUUGGAUUUCGAUGAUGAUAGCGACGACAAGGCUCUACUUUCAAAGGACUCUGAUUUCAGAGAAACUUCAACGAUGAAACAAGAGACUCUGACAUUAGUGCUAGUGAAUCUAGCAGGGAUUAUGGAGAGAGCUGAUGAGUCAUUGUUACCAGGAGUGUACAAAGAAGUUGGUGCAGCUUUACAUACUGACCCCACUGGUUUGGGUUCAUUAACUUUGUUUCGAUCCAUUGUUCAGUCUUCUUGUUAUCCACUAGCUGCUUACCUUGCUGUGCAUCAUAAUCGUGCCCAUGUUAUUGCUCUUGGUGCUUUUCUUUGGGCAGCCGCCACUUUUCUCGUUGCCAUUUCUUCUACUUUCUUAGAGGUAGCGGUUUCAAGAGGUCUAAAUGGGAUUGGACUGGCCAUAGUCACACCUGCCAUUCAGUCCCUUGUGGCUGAUUCAACUGAUGAAAGCAAUCGUGGCAUGGCAUUUGGAUGGCUUCAGCUGACAGGAAACCUUGGUUCCAUCAUCGGAGGGCUCUGUUCAGUUCUAAUAGCCUCAAGAACAUUUGUGGGAAUACCUGGCUGGAGAGUUGCUUUUCAUCUGGUUGGAAUAAUUAGUGUAAUUGUUGGUAUUAUGGUCCGUCUUUUUGCUAACGAUCCACGCUUUUCUGAUACUAAUAGCAAAGCUAGAGACCAAUCUCCCAAGUCUUUUAUCUCAGAGGUGAAGUACCUGGUGAAAGAAGCAAAGUCAGUUAUAAAAAUUCCGUCAUUCCAAAUAAUUGUGGCUCAAGGUGUAUCUGGAUCCUUUCCUUGGUCAGCUUUAUCAUUUGCUCCUAUGUGGUUGGAGCUCAUUGGCUUCUCCCAUGAAAAAACAGCAUUUCUCAUGGCUCUUUUUGUAGUUGCUGGGUCACUUGGUGGCCUGUUUGGUGGAAAGAUGGGGGAUGUCCUAGCUAAACGCUUUCCCAAUUCUGGGAGGAUAUUUCUGUCACAGAUAAGCUCUGGUUCAGCCAUACCAUUGGCAGCAGUUUUGCUUCUUGUAUUGCCUGAUGAUCCAUCCACAACAUUCAUCCAUGGUCUGGUCUUUUUCAUCAUGGGAUUUUGCGUAUCCUGGAAUGGUCCAGCUACAAACAAUCCAAUAUUUGCAGAGAUAGUCCCACAGAAAUCUCGAGCGAGCGUCUAUGCUUUGGAUCGAUCAUUUGAAUCUGUGCUAUCUUCAUUUGCUCCCCCUACAGUAGGGAUUUUGGCUCAGCAUGUUUAUGGUUAUAAAACUCCCAAAAAAUCAUUAGACAAUGUCAAAGUGAUAACAGACCGAGAAAAUGCUGCAUCGCUUGCAAAGGCACUCUACACAGCAAUUGGCAUUCCAAUGGCAUUAUGUUGCUUCAUCUACUCAUUCCUCUAUUGCACGUACCCAAGAGACCGGGAGAGGGCAAGGAUGACUGCUUUGAUAGAAUUAGAAAUGCAACAAUUAGAGACAGAUGAUUCUCCUUUGAGAGAAGAACACACGCGAUUGAAUGUUUCGGAAACAAACGGACUGGAUGGAGAUGAAAGAACCGAAAUAGACAUCAAGAAUGGAAGCAAUGAGAGCAUUGAUUUCAAUGAUGAUGACGAGAAGGCUCUACUUUAUCGUCAGCUAACAUUCUCAAAUUUAGCAGACUGACGAACCUGUUAGGCGAAAGCUGUGUUGCUGUUACAUGAUAUACUCAGCUAAUCGAUAUACACAGAAAAAAGUUACAUUAAAAGAACACUCAUUUUGUAUUCAUCCAUUGAUUUGAUGCUAGCUUGUGUUUCAUCACCAAAUUUGAUUCCCCAAGCUCUGCAUUUUUCUGGCAUGAAAGUUUGGCACGUUUUUCUUGU